CCUUCCGGCUACUAGUUACUCUUCCAGGCCUCUCGGAACUGGCUGGGACGCCUGCUUCUUUUGCCUGUGGGCCCCAGCCUCCAGCCUCCCCGCUCAGGCUCGGCCAUGUUUCUGAACAAGUGUGAGGAGGAGCUGGAAGAGCUGCGGAAGAACGGAGACGGCUCUGGGGGGAGUCCCCUGGGGGCUCUGCCCGGCGAGGAGCCCCCGAAGAAAAAACACCGACGGAACCGCACCACCUUCACCACCUACCAGCUGCACGAGCUGGAGCGCGCUUUCGAGAAAUCCCACUACCCUGACGUCUACAGCCGCGAGGAGCUUGCUCUGAAGGUCAACCUGCCGGAGGUUCGGGUGCAGGUCUGGUUUCAGAACCGCCGGGCCAAAUGGCGAAGGCAGGAGAAGAUGGAGGCCAGCUCCACGAAGCUCCACGACACCCCCAUGUUGUCCUUCAGCCGACCCACCGUGGCUCCAAGCGUCGGCCCCGUGGGCGGCCCUCUCCCCCUGGAUCCCUGGUUGACGUCCCCCCUCUCCGGAGCUGCCGCCGUCCACGCCAUCCCAGGCUUCCUGGGGCCGGCUCAGGGCCUGCAGCCCCCCUAUAGCACCCAUUCUUUCCUCAGUGGCCCCCCGUCCAUGGCCCAGCCCCUGCAGCCUAUGGCCCCCACCUCCUACCAGUGUCCCCCCUCCACUUUUGUGGACAAGUUCCCUCUGGAAGAGGCAGAGCAGCGCAGCUCCAGCAUCGCCUCUUUGCGCAUGAAGGCCAAAGAGCACAUUCAGACGAUAGAUAAGACCUGGCAACCCAUCUGAAGGCCCCGACUCCCUCCCUUGCCCCUUGCUUCGAGGAAAGGGAAAUUCUAGGGAAGGGGCCCCGUCCAAUGCUUGCUUCGGGGGAAACCAGGGCACUGGAAUGGCGGGGGAGGGGCAAAGGGAGGCCACGAGGGCAGUUCUGGGGCAGCCAGGCAGGGCCCAACGAUGGGGAAAACCACCCCAAGCAGACAGUUCUCUCGAGGUGAAGAACGGGAGCGUUUUCCUCCUGGCCUGAGGAAGGGACUGGGAUUUCCCCAGGGGCUGAGGAGAGGAAAGAGGGGAAUGCCCCUUACCCACGGACUAAGCCUGCAGGCCUGAAGUCCCAGCUGGCAUGGGAUAAGCCGGUCCGGUUACAUUGGGCUCUCCGGCAUCGGUGCUAACUCCAUGGGGGAUAGGGGAGACAUGGUCCCCGUGGUUUGGGAGUGGGACUCCCAGCCUCACUCAUUCCAGGUCUCUGACGAGACCUGAACGUUUCCCAGAAAUGGCGACCUUCUGGCCAGUAAACUCUCCGAAGCCCUUCCCCUCCUAGUUCUUGCAGUCUCUCCCUGCCUCUCUUCCUCAAAUCACCGCCUCCUUUCACCCCCUGCAUUCCAAAGGAAACGCUGGCACGACGGCCCCACCGGUAUCCUGCUGGCGGUUCUCUUCCGUCACCUUCUUGAGCAGUUUAAUUGCUUGCAGGUUUCACUGGCCCAACUAGAGAGGCCUAGGGUAUCAGCGAGGGGGUCAAGAGGACCGUUUUCCUGGUGCUGUCGGUGCCGUGGAGGCUGUCAGCAUUUGACAC
Molecule: messenger RNA, 1582 nt
Organism: Ornithorhynchus anatinus (platypus)
Lineage: Eukaryota; Metazoa; Chordata; Mammalia; Monotremata; Ornithorhynchidae
Product: retinal homeobox protein Rx1
Exons: 2
Coding region: 106-801 (231 amino acids)
Biological process (GO): positive regulation of transcription by RNA polymerase II
Molecular function (GO): RNA polymerase II cis-regulatory region sequence-specific DNA binding; DNA-binding transcription factor activity, RNA polymerase II-specific
Source: RefSeq, a predicted model, not a curated record